CUCUUGCGGUUUCAAUCCUCUGCUUCACUCGCAAAAAGUUAUCGUAGUCGUCCACUUUGCACGGUGGUACAUUUGAAUCGAGCUGCGUUUUAAACUUGCAAAUGGGUCCAAUGUACCAAUCGAAAGAUCCAGAGAAGUGGGUCGUAGAAAAUUUUGAAGGGGGAGAGUUCUAGAGGAUAAUACAUGGGGGUCUGACACGUUUAUAUGCCUCGCGGGGGGGGGUUUCUCAGAACACGUGGUUUGGAAGAAUAUUUUGUCGGAAUCCUCCAUUUUUAUAUCCCCUUGAGGGAAUUUGACUCUGAAAUCAGGAACUUGGCGAGCCGGAAGAGAGAAAAGAGAAAGGGUUAUUGAGAUUGGCAACUGGGUUUCACCGGAAAGUCCGAGUAUCUGGCUGAAUGAUGAACCAGAAUUCAGAAAACUGGCUACCACCCGGCUGGACUGUGAAGGUCAAAGUGAGGAAGAGUGGCAAGAAGGAUAAGUAUUAUUUUGAACCCUCAAGUCAAAUGAGAUUUAAUUCUAGGGCAGAGGUGUUUAGAUACCUCAAAACUGCUGCAAUCAGUCAUCCUGAAUCUGAAGAGAGCAGAACCGUGGAGCAACCAGAGAACAAUGUGGAAGUUAAGAAGACUAUAGCAAAAGGGUUACCUCCUGGAUGGAUCAGAGAAAUCAGAGUAACGAGGACUGCUAACAGAAUAAGAAGAGAUUCAUUUUACAUUAAUCCUGUAAAUGGAAAUGCGCUUCGCUCGUUGAGGGAUGUACAUCGGUAUCUAACAAGUGGAAAGGUGAGCCGAUUAGCUUAUAAAUCAAGGAGCCAGAGCAACAGCAACAGCAACAUUGAGUUUCAGCACGAUGAUAUCUCUUCACCUGCUGUCUCCAAGAAAGAGAUGCUAGCGAUUGGCAAAGCAAAGAGACAGAUUAUAUGGAGCGACAACUCACCGGAACCGAGUGAAAUAGCAGAUGAUGAAGCUAUUUUUCCAAAGGCUGCAAGUGUUGGAGAAAGAAUGGCCUUUUUGAAACCUAAUUUAACUCACGGGAGGAUAGGCGCUAAGUUGCACUGCACAACUCCUGAAGAGGCAAAAGGACGUGAGCAAUCAGAAGGAAAGAAUAAUUUUUCCGAAUUUGUGUCAACUCCUGAUAAAUCCAUCCAACACAAGUGCACUAGUGAGAAUGGGGCAACGAAGAUUGAGAGUAGAAAGAGACAAAGGAAAAGUAAAGACAUAAACUUGCGAUGCCGUGCUUCAAAGCGACUUGCAGGGCUCCAAGCUGAGCCAGUGCUUGAAGCUAAAACUGAUCGCCGAGCGUGUUCGGUUGCAUGUGAAGAGUCUGAUAAGCAAGUAGCCAGUACAACUAAGUGGCCAUCUCAAUGUCCUGAAAAGCCUGAUGUCAAGCAUGAAACAAAGAGCAUAAUUGACUCUCCUAAAAUUGACACAAAUCUAGAUUCAAGUAGAAAAGAACAUUCUGCUGUUGACUUGUCCAUUCUGCCUCAGAAGGUUAAGAAGAUGAAAUCUGAAGAUGCAUAUGAGCAGCAGCAGCAGCCGAAAUGCAAUUCCUUUCUGCCUUCAGAGGACGUUCUGGAAAAGCAUGUAGGGCAGGUGGAAAGCGAUGAUAAGGCUGAUGUGAAAAAACAAGGCCCUCUUCUUAAACUGCCUAUGGAGGACUUACUGACUGAUCCUUGCAUUGCAUUUGCAGUUAAAACGCUUACUGGAGACGUUUUUGACGCAUCCAUAAGCUCAGAAGCAUCACUGAUGCCAAACAAUAUCGAUCGGCCUUUCGUGGCCUUUACUCCAAAUGAGAGGAGAAACUUGGAAUCAGAAAACAAGCUUAAUGAGAAGUUGCCAUCUCCAGAACUUCCUGUUACUCGAGUUGGGAAAGUCGAAAAUAACAACAUUGUUGAAAAGCUAGACUCGACUCUGAAGUUGCCAGUUGGGGAAAUAUGGGCAGACCCUUGUAUAGAAUUUGCUAUUAAAACUCUUACUGGUGAGAUCCCACUUGUUAACAAUCCAGAUAUUGAGGAUUACUUUCACCAAUUUGCCCCCUCAAAAACCGAAGGAACUAACGCAAAUGCCUCGAAUCAUGUUGGUUCGUAUUAGUUACAAGACUGUGUUAGCCAGAAGGGGCAGGUUAUUCAAGCACUGGAGGCAUCUCUUAAGACCAACUUCUGAAGCUGUGGAACUGGUUUGCACCAACAAGAAAGCAACACUUUCAAAGGCUAAUACCAACUUUAUAACUUGUAUAGUUUCGGUUGGCUGCAUAGAAAAGAUAAACUUUCUUUUUUUCUUGUUUUGCUAGUUUUGGUCAGCCAACCCUCUUUUGCUUAAGUUUUGUACCUUGCCUCCUGGGCAACGUAAUGUGCUUGUGUGAUAUCUCCACACACAACUUGAUUUUGAUU
Molecule: messenger RNA, 2386 nt
Organism: Cucurbita pepo subsp. pepo (vegetable marrow)
Lineage: Eukaryota; Viridiplantae; Streptophyta; Magnoliopsida; Cucurbitales; Cucurbitaceae
Molecular function (GO): DNA binding
Source: RefSeq, a predicted model, not a curated record